CGACAACGCUGUCGCGAGCACAGAGGGUUGGCAAUAGGUGUUCUGUGGUUGGCACGUUUGCGUGCCGUUGUCGGUCUACGGAAGGACUUUGCAGCGUUCCUUAUGGCAUUGUGGUUGUCUGGCUGUUUAAUCACCGCCCUGUUUCCGUUUGUCACGUUGAAGGCCUAAUGACGUAGACUGGUUUGCAUCGCAAGCUUCUCAGUGCGCUUCGUACGAAAAGGGAAGUGAAUAUGCGUGCGAUCGAAACCAACAAAUCGCCGCCGAUCGCGGCCUCGAACUGCGACCACCUCGUCUACUAAGUGUGUGGAAGGGCGUGCGCUGAUCUAAGCGUGACACUCGUGUAAAAAGAUAAGAAAAAAAUUGUGACGUCCCGAAAGUACUAGCUGGAAUCGGCGCCUGCGGAACUAAGUGCAAGCGUCCGUUGCCCCGUUUUACCUCGUAGGCCACUAUGAACAGCAGUCGCAGCGGAAACGCCUCUGCCUUCUGGCUUGAAGACACGUCGUCACUGCAAGAAGCAGCCCGGCUAUCAGCCCAAGUCAAGCAAGAUGCAGAAUUUGUAACAGAUCCUUUCAAGCCAUCCACCAUCGACGAUUCCAUUGAGCAGACGGUGCAGUCGAAAAAUAAAAAGGAAGUGAAUGCUGACGAUGACUUCUGGCACAAAUCUGCUCAUGCUGCAUUCAACUUUGACGACGACUCGGACGACGAUGGGAGAAGGAAUGUGCAGUCCAACAAGAGAACACCGUCUUCCGGCAACCAUGCGAGGAAAUUUAGCUUUGACGAAUCAAACCGGGUCACCGCGGAAGCCUGUGGUAUCACUCUACCCACUCUCGGCUCAAAUUUGAGGCGUGCAGGCCUGGAAGAUGUACUACAGAAGCACGCCGAAAGGCUGAGAAUCGGACACGAUGAUGUUCCUACAAAAGGUCUGAAAAGUACAAACACCCCGGAGGAGACUGUGAGAAAUAUUGUGAUAGGCCAGCCUUACUUCCUUGGUCAGCAUCGAUCAAAAGAAGACAAGAUUGCUCUUCUGAAUGAGGCUGUGCGUGUCCAAGAUGGAAACGCCAUAAUUGCUGUUUUGCUAUUUCUGAAGCAAACCCUGAAGCAGUCGCUCUUCAACCAAGAGCUGAUGCAGAGACCGAGGGCCGUGUCCCACUACGUCAGUCACCUUCGUGCUGUGCAGGACAACAGCCAGCUGAUGGAUGUUCUGGGAAUGCUUGGCAGGGCCGAGGACGCCGCCAUGUUCAAGUACAAGCUUGCUGUGGAAACACCAGAGGCUGCAACAAGGCUUCGAAACCUGCAGUCCUGUUACAAAUCCCACUUCCAGUCCGACCCUUCACUUGAGACACAGGCUGAACUGGUCAGAGAAGAAUUGAAACUUCUUGAAAUGCAGCUCACCAUAGAGGAACAAGACUCAAGAGCGGAAAAAGAAGGUCAGAACAUCCUCAUGCAAGAGUUUCCUCGCAAGGCACCCGUGGUCGGCACGUCCCUGGUCACAACACUUUACUACUGCUGCCUCUACCAUUACAAUGUCUCGAACAGCCAUAUUGCCAGUCCAAGCCAGAUGAAGGCGCUCUUCAAUCUGACCGAGAAACAAUUUGUCUGGACUGCUUUGGCAGCGUUAGCACAGAUAAAACAUUGGAAAGAAAUUGACAACCUGUUUCAAGGCAAGUCGUGGCUUGGCAAGUCGAAAAUGCGAUGCUGCAUCGGCUUCGACAAGGCUGUUGAAAUCCUGGCCAAGGCGCAUGCCCCACCCGAGGUGUUCGAGAGAUACCUCCAGAUGGUUGACGAUUCAGAAAAGCGACUAACGUUGGCCAAGGCGCACAAGUGCCACAACGUUGUCAUUGAGACACUAGUUUACCUAAGAGAUCGACAGCGGCUGCUUAGGUACAAGAGCGAAGUGCCACAACAAUCUGUUGCAUUCUUUGAGAUUGAAAGGCUUCUCAGCGGCACGGCUGUUAAGUGGAAGAACUGAAGCCACCUUUUUUCUUUCACUGUAAAUAAAAAAAAAACUGGGUUUUUGUGUCAUACACACGAAAGAAGAAAGAAGCAGCGAGAAACAAAAAGUGUGUCUUGUUGUUCAUACCUGUUUGUAUGUAACAAAAAUACAGCUUUAUAAUAUCUUGAAA
Molecule: messenger RNA, 2123 nt
Organism: Dermacentor andersoni
Lineage: Eukaryota; Metazoa; Arthropoda; Arachnida; Ixodida; Ixodidae
Gene: Vps16B
Product: Vacuolar protein sorting 16B
Biological process (GO): intracellular protein transport; vacuolar transport
Cellular component (GO): cytoplasm
Source: RefSeq, a predicted model, not a curated record